AUGUCUUGCUGUGGAGGAAACUGUGCCUGUGGCUCAGCCUGCAAGUGCGGCAGUGGCUGCGGAGGAAGCAAGAUGUACCCUGACAUGAGCUACGCAGAGAGCACAACAACUGAGACCCUCAUUGUUGGUGUUGCACCCCAGAAGAUUUAUUCUGAGGGAUCUGAGAUGGGUGUGAGUGCUGAGAAUGGAUGCAAGUGUGGAGCUAACUGCACCUGUGAUCCUUGCAAUUGCAAAUGAGCAAACAAAUCACAGAGCCCUUGAAGCAGAGAUGAUGACCUCUCAUAAUAUAUAUAAGCAGUAGUAGUAAUUAGGUGUGUCCAUGGUUGUGGGGGUGUAGGACAGGCUGGUGAUGAUGAUGGUGAAGAUAGGCCCUGUGCUCUGUAAUAAAGUGGACAUGUAAUAAAGUGGACAUGGAUGGUUUCAUGGUUGCUUUUGUGUCUUUCUUUUUGUAUAAAUGUUUUCAGUUAUGGAUGAUGAGAGUCUCUGCUUGUAAUGGGUAAUUGAGUAAGAUGGAGGAGAGAGUUUUUAAUUGAAUGGAUUGAAACUCCUUUAUUCUGCUAGAAGAAAUAUCUUCUUUUAAUUGCUGUGAAUUAAAUUUUCUAAUCUGUGCACCGUGGCGGGUGUGAAUAGUGAUGUUAAUGGAGUCCAUAUUUGCGAACUUGAGUUCGAGUCUGAUGAGUGUUUUUUGUUUUUUUUAGACGAG
Molecule: messenger RNA, 703 nt
Organism: Ilex paraguariensis (yerba mate)
Lineage: Eukaryota; Viridiplantae; Streptophyta; Magnoliopsida; Aquifoliales; Aquifoliaceae
Source: the annotation of a GenBank genome assembly